Messenger RNA from Anopheles gambiae (African malaria mosquito), 6299 nucleotides. RefSeq lists its product as uncharacterized. NCBI's taxonomy places the organism in Eukaryota, Metazoa, Arthropoda, Insecta, Diptera, Culicidae. The record is from RefSeq and is a predicted model, not a curated record. Bases 3170 to 6034 code for a protein of 954 amino acids. The transcript has 4 exons.
AGAAGAACUCCUCUCUCUCUCUCUCUCUGGGUUUAGCAAUCCCUUGGCACAGAAUUGUACCUCCGAAGUAGUUCUAGCAACCAACUCCAACCAACCUACCAACACCAACCCCAACACCUUUCAACCACUAGACAACUGUCUGCUCAACACAUCUUCCAGAAUCUAGCCAAUAUCCGGCUCCACCUGAAGUGUUCGUACUUCGGACACGUCGUGAUGGGUCGUUCCUCUUUUUUCUCCAAUAUUUGCCUUCGUGGUCAUCGUACCUCUCGGUAUGCGCGUGUGUGUGUGCAUCGUGGUCAUCUCCCUCCUCCCGUACAGGUGCCGAACGCUUAUCUUAUGGAAAUGGCAUUGCAUACGCGUCAAGAAUGCGCAGCAGCAGCACCAGCAGCACAAACAUUCCAACCCACCCGAAAACCCCAGGAUGACCGGCCGUGGCACCGUCGGCAGUGAAAAAGCAGCGAGGGCCUGUGGUGAGGGUUUCAGCCAGCAGCCACUCCAAUUAGCAGCUGGAGUUGGAGGCGGAAACAUCGGUCAGAUCACGCAGCUCGCUCGGUGGUCUCGAGCACCCCCCCCCGACGUGGUGUGGUAGCGAUGGUGAUAAGCAACCGUUGCUGCCGAAGCAACCGUCGAUGGCGGGGUCGUUGCGUGGACGAGAUGAUUGCUGUGUGAUGACCGGUGUGAUGUCACCAACCGUACCGAUCACUUAUUCUAAUUGAUAACGGUGUGCAAAUACAGCGGAGUGCGUUCGCGGUACGUCCUGCUGUGGGUGAUAUCGCUGUAGGCGACAAGAGCAGGGCCCUUCCGUGCAAGAUAUCGCUCUUUUCUUUUUUAAAAACAUUGAGCUACAACAAGUUCAUAGUGGAUCUUUCGGGUGUUCAAAUUACGUCCUGGUUUGAGUGAUAUCGCCAUAGGCUUUAGACGAUACAGCUUUCCUUUCCCGUGGGUGAUAUCUGAUAUCGGAAAGAUUGAACUUCAAUUGUUAAAAUUUGACCUUCGUGUAGACAUUGGACAUUGUCGGAAAUUUGACCUCCGUGUAGCCUAAGAAAACUUCUCGGACGUCCACUGUCCUUCCUGCUAUGCCGCACAGGCUGUAGACGAUAGAGCAUUUGCUACUCUAUCCUAAUUCAUUUGCUAAACCAUCCCAAUUCAUCAUACGGAUGAAUGUCUAGACUCCACUUUGAUGCUCAAUGUUCGUUCUUCAGUGUGAGAUAUUGCACAGGCUCUAAGCAGCAUAGCACUUCACCUUCUUUCUUUUAUCAGGAAUUAGAAAUGUCGGUAUUUCAACAUCAAAAUCAGAACUCGAAGCAGACCCAAAAAUCCAAUUGCACAUCUAAUGCAAUUCCUGCAAUGUGUGAUAGGGCUAUGGCUCUAAGUAAUUUAGUAUAUCCUUCCUUAGGUCAUUAGGAUUUUUGAGCUCUCCAUUUCAAAAUCUGAGCCCCAAGUAGAUCAAAAGAACCACUAGGACGUCUGAUGCACUACCUGCUGUGUGUGACAAUGCGUAAACUCUAAGAAAUAGAGCAUUUCCUUGGGACAUUUGUUGCUGCCAACUGUCAGAUAAACACAGAAUGAAAAAAAACCUUGAACAUCAAGAAAUCCACUCAAUAGUCACCUCGUGAAACCAAUUACGAAGGCAGAGUGUGUACUGCGCUACAAACAGAACACUUCAGAACAAGACACGAUGACCGUGUCAAACUGACGUGUGUUUGCUUUUCCUUUCUAUGUUGCCGCAUCUGCCGCGGGCCGGGUAAUCUACCCAGGGUAAUCCCUUUGCCUCGCUAGGACAGAUAGUACGCCGAGCACUUCAGGUUCAAUUGCCCCGGUUACAAAUUGAACAUUAUCGCUUCGAGUGUGCGAGAGUUCCGAAACCGUGCCGACAUGUUUGACCUGAUAAGGCCGACCAUGCGUCCGAAAGUGGGCAACAGGAGGAGGCUACACAGCUCACAUACUUCCGCUUUGCACGAGCAGCAAAAGGGAUUGAGGUUGACCAGGUCAUGUCUUUUGGGGGGGCGCUCGCAGACCUCGCAGGUCGCGUGCUUGUAUGAAUGAAACUUCAGUACCGAUCCCGAGGGGGGGGGGGGGGUUGGGCACAGAAUCUGACUCACGCGCUGAAUCGGAUGGGACUGGCGGCGCGUCAUAAAUCAUUCCGCCCCCCGUGUACCAGCCUGACAGCUUCGAUUGUUUAACAAUCUGUAGCCCCGAGUUCCGACAGAGAAGCCGCCUCAUGAAACAAGUGAGCCGGCUACAAUGUCGUGAGCCGGGUUGUAACAUUUGCCGAUUUCUACAGAUCGGCCGCCUGCCUGCCAUUUGGCACACGACGUACAUACACACACACACAUGCACACGGUGAGCAUUGCUGCCGAACGGUUGGGGAGGUUUAUCAUCAAUCACCGAUCAGAUGUUUUACUGUCGCGAGGAAGCUCAAUGUCAGUACCACCGUGUCUGUUUGGGGCUCGGUGGUUCAGAUUGGUAGAGCUACAAGGUACACUUCAUACAGUGUUCCCGUUCUAUGGGUUCUGGGCCAUGGGUGCUAGCCUAAUCAAUUUCAGCCCGGUACACGCGGCCGCCUACUUCAGGCUACUUGCGGCAGUUUUCAUUCAGAUGAUUCAGUUUCAUUCACACAGGUACUAAAAAUACCUGGACCACCUGGAGAGAGGUGGUAUAAACUCGAACAAGUUUUUGGGGGAUGUAGUGGGAACUCUCUCUCUCUCCAAUCCACCGAGCUGAAAAACGGCCCGGUGGGAAGCACACACUACGCUCCAAAUUGGUACAUCGUGCACCAUUGUGGAAUGUGAGAGCCUCCAGGGUGUGAGAUAAGGUGACGAAUGUAACACCUAGCGCAAAGGCAGAGGCGCCAGCGAACACUCUCGCUCGGUUAUCUCGACGAUGACGCUUCGACUCAGACAUCCAAUUGCGUUCUGGCGCGUUGCGAGAUUGAGAAGCCGCCCGACCCCCGAAAAAAUUCAAAACCUUCAUAUCCUCUCGGACUGAGACAUACGGGCUGAGACUUUGUCGCUACUUAGCGACUCCGCGGCUGUGUCGUGGCUGGUAGUGUCUCCGUUCUCUUAUCUGCCCGAGUGCAUCACAUCGAGUGUACACUAUCGUGCCAUCACCGUCCAGCGCAUUGGAAAAGUAUUGCUUUACGUCAUGAUCUGAUGGAUCGGCAGGGGAAAUGUGGGAAGCGGUCGAGCGGAAUCGCAACGAAGAGAACCGACGGAACGGGAAAACUUCGCGCCACUGCAAAACAGUCAUCCUGCCCGACCGUCUGCUGGAGGCCGUCGACAAGCGGGUAAAGUUCUACGCCAAACAUGGACCGAAUAAGAACCGCCUGCUGCCGCUCCACACGCAGACCUGCUACGUCGUGCACGACAACAUCGAGAUCACGAACCCGGGCGACAGCUCGGUCUACAGCAUCCUGACGGACGCACCGAUCUACAAGCUCGAGAUCGAGGACGCGCUCGAGGACAAGCUGAAGCAGAGCGGUGCCGAUGCCGGUGCGGUGCGGAAGCGGCGCACCCACUGCCACCACGGCUACAUCAAGCUGAAGAGCGUCGAGUACAUCAAGCCGAACAAUCCGGCGCCCGCCCUGGACCGCAUCCUGGCGUUCGGUGCCGAGCCGGGGCCGAGCGGGCUCGGCCCGAAGCUGCCGAACGGGAUGGCGAAGGUGAACAGUCUCAGCGAAAGUGAUACUCUCGAGGAUGAGGAUGACGAUGAGGAGGAGGAAGAUGACGCAGAGGAGGAUGACGACACAGGUGCGGGACGGGGGGCGAACCGGUUCGCCAAGCUCAAGUACCGGGACAGCAUCAUGGUGAAGACGAGCAACGGUGUGUACGGGAAGCGGCCCCAAUCGCAGCUGCUGCUCGCGAACGCCGGCGUACCGUCGACCUCCACCAGCUCCACGUCACCACCGAGCAGCGAGUACGACUACGCGUACAUUACCGCGAUCAACACGCACCAGCCGCUGAGCGUGAUGCGGUCGGCCGGGGGAGACGAGGCGCCCGUCAGCACGACCGUCCUGCCGGACUACUGCAUCACCACGAUCUGCUGCCCGAUCGAGGUGCACGAGGGCUACUACAGCGACGACGAGUCGGAGGGCACCGACCACAAGCUGAGCAUGUACCGGGGGCAGGGCGGCGGUGGUCCCGGUGGCAGUGGGAAGCUGCGACACCAGCAGCACCACAGCAACGCGGAGUACACGACCGAGCGGAGACAGUAUCUCAACUCGAAGGGCUUCCUGGCGUACUUCGUCAACCUGUUCCAGGACACGCUCGCGGCCGAGCUCGACAUCCCGGCGGAGGAUCUGCGCAGCGCCACCUGGAAGGGGGCGGUCGUGUACAGCGGCCAGUGGGAGAUCGUCCCGGCCAUCCUGUCGCCGUGGCCGCGGGAAGCGAUCGAGUGGGUGCACCGGAAGCGGGACGUGAAGAUUAACCCGCUGACGCGGCAGAAGUUCCAGUGGCCGACGCAGCCGAUGAUCCAGAAGGUGAAGUCGUUCGGGUGCCACGUCAUCCCGAGCGGGUACGCGCCGAAGCAGGGCCAGAACCGGCACCGGCAGCUCGAGUGGAAGAUCGUGUUCCCCGAGGCGGAACGGUACCUGGAGAGCUGCCUCACGGGCACGCAGAUCAAGAUCUACAUGAUCACGGUGCUGCUGCUGAAGACGUUCGUGGAGCCGACGCUAACGCCCGGGUUGAGCAUGUUCGGGCUCGAGCAUCUGCGGGCGCACCUGUUCUGGCAGUGCGAAACGAACUACGCGGCCUGGCCGGAAGACUACCUCGGCGAGGCGCUGCUGCGCUUCCUCAACGCACUGCUCGACCGGAUCAAGACGCACACGCUGCCCGACUACUUUCUCCCUGCCCGCAACCUGUUCGAGAACGUGCCGGAGCGGGUGCUGGUCGAACUGCACAAGCGCAUCUUCCGCAUCACGGAGAACCCGGUGAUGCAUCUGCUGAUAGCGCUGCGCAACCUGAAGCUGCCGAGCGCCCGGCUCGCCUUCUACCCGAAGGUGCGGAUCAAGCGGCUGUACUCGUUCCUGGUGAUCGACAACCCGCUCAAGAUCGUCAACCCGAUGCUGCGCGACGAGGACGAAAACCUGGCGGCGGAGGACUCGGACGAGAACGAGGCGAACGAGCGCGAGAUUGCGGUCGGCUCGAUGGCGUACUACCACCAGCAGGAGGUGGAGUCGCGCCGCAAGCGCACCCGCAUCGUGCGCUUUCUCGUCGCGGAGCAGCUGAAGAAGGAGCGGGCGGUCCAGCCCGAGCGGCGCCAGUCGGUGGAGUCGAUCGAUCUGACGUUUGUGUUCAACUUGCAGUUCCUGCCGCUGAAGCACAUGGAGAAUCUGCGGCGUCAGCUCAUCUACGGACUGUUCGUGGAGCACUUCAUCGAGAUGGCGCGGGUGUCGGGCGGAUUUCGGGCGCUCAACCAGGCGCUCAUCUAUCUGCGGCAGGCCGAGCGGCUGUGCAACCUGCUGGCGGACGACGAGGGCAUUGAGGAGGCGCGCCAGUUCCUCACGCAAAUCUACGGCCUGCGGCAGGAGCUGGCCCGGGCCAGUGCGAAGGGGGCGGACCGGCCGGCCCUGCCGAAGCGCACCAGCACGACCGAGCGGCAGCAGCAGCAGCAGCAGCGCCGGAAGGUAUCAGUCGCCCGGCAGAACAGCAAACGGACCAGCUACACGAACGUCCGGCCACAAACUUCGUCCGGUGGUGCGAAGCGCCAGCAGCAGCCGCAGCGCUUCUUCUCGCCCGACGAUGAAGACGACGACGAGGAGGAGGAGGAAGAGGAGGAGGAUGAAUGGGAAGAUGUGAAGCAGCGGCGCCCGUCCCGCCGGCUGUCGGCGCAGCCUGCGGGCGGGCUGCGCAGCCGCCGGCCGUCCCAGAAGCAGCAGCACCAGCAGCAGGUCAGCGUACAGAUACACGCACCGAAGUCACCGGGGGCGGGACCGAGGCGGUCGGCCGGCGGUCCGCCCCGCUCGUCCGACGAGAUCGACGACAUCUCGCGGCUGCUCGGGAACGUUACGGUCACACCGAGACAGGGUUACCGAUAGCUAUCGGCGUGAAUGUGCAGUAAGUGGAAGAGAAGGAGAGAGAGAGAGAGAGAGUAGGUGCGAGUGAGCGAGGAUGAAAACAAAGGCGUUAGGAACACUCCACGAAGCGGUAGGAAAACCCUUUUUCUGUGAUAAAUGGUACCGGGUUACCAUGGUGACAAAGCGGGACAGCUGCCGCGCGGGUUCGGCUGCUGUCGGGCCGAAGUGUUGUUGUACUAAAAGUAACUGCUUGUACUAAUAAACAAACAAAAAUCUUACCACAAAA